Nezara viridula (southern green stink bug) is the source of this 2164-nucleotide messenger RNA. The record is from the annotation of a GenBank genome assembly. NCBI's taxonomy places the organism in Eukaryota, Metazoa, Arthropoda, Insecta, Hemiptera, Pentatomidae.
GGCGAGUUGGCCACGGGCCUCUCUGGUCAGAGCUACACCACUCAGUGAAGGCACUCCACAUGGCGAUGGUUGGUCCGCGGUGCGGCGAAGAAGCGGACCUCACAAGCCUAACAUGGCUCAACAACUUGAGCAUCAUGCCACCAGCACUCCCGACUCCACCUUCGUCGCCGAAGCCUCCCCCUCCGAAGAAGUCCAUCAGCCUCAGGCUAACUCUCAAUGCUGCUAUGGCGGAGGAAUACAGAUUGUGUGGAGAUAAAAAGCCACCAUUUUCAUAUGCUACACUAAUAUGUAUGGCGAUGAGGGCAAACCAAAAUAAAAUGACACUAUCUGCAAUAUACUCUUGGAUAAAAGAAAAUUUCCUGUAUUAUCGGCUUGCUGAUCCUAGCUGGCAGAAUUCUAUCAGGCAUAACUUAAGUCUAAACAAAUGUUUUGUAAAAGUUCCUCGAAGUAAAGAGGAGCCUGGAAAAGGAGGAUUUUGGAGGCUAGACAUGGAAAGCUUGGAAAGAGGGCAUACUACAAGACCAAGAAAUAGGGUACACAAUUCCACGAAGAGCAUAAAUGGUGAGAAAACCAUAGGGACAAAAAAACGGGAAAAGACGGUAGCAACAAGUGUGAAGUUUCCAUCACCUGAAAAAACUCAAGAAAUAUUUUUGGGAUUCGAGCAAGGACCGAACGUAGUGGUAGAACCAUUACCAGAAGAUGAGCUCUCUUCCAUUCUGCUUGGAGGAGGUGCUGGUGGCUGGGAUGAAAGCCAACUUGAACUGCUACAUUCUCUUUUAGAUACGUUAUGAACAUGAUAAUUAUCUAUAAAAAACGGAGGUUUAUUUCCACCUUUGAAGCUUGUGUACCUUAAUCAUGUUUUCAAUGGGUUACUCCCCUAAUGGUGGAGAUAAACACAUGUGUUUUAAGGUUGGUCAAAAUGUGUAGUAUUUUGUACUGUACUAUUCUGUCAUACAUAAAAAUGAGAACCUAUACGUGAAUUAUUAAGUAAGUCUUUUAUUUUACAAUGGUUUUGAUAUUUAUAAAAUUUAUUUUAAUUGUAUUUAAAAGUUUAAAAUUUGUUUAUAUUUUGACUUGUAUGAAAAUUCAAAGCCAAAACACGUUUGUUAUUUUUCUUCACUAAUAUUCAGGUCUUUUCUAAUAACACCAGUUUUUGAAUUAUUAACUUCUGAUGAACUGAAAAAUUAAUUUAUGAUGCACAAUGUUGAGAAACAGAAAUAAUGCACAACCAAACUAUAAAUUAUUUUUGUGCCAUGUAAAUAUUUUAAAACUCUUUGAGACAUGUAGAUCUUUUGAAAGAUUUUUGAAUGAUAUUUUGAUUACUUUUCACUAAAUUACGUCAUCAAACAUAUUAUUAAAACUUAGCUUUAAUAUUUUUAAAAAUGUUACCUACGUCUAGGUUUCCUUGUCUCAUGUUACACUUAGUUAAUAUUUCUUUUAUUGAUAAAGGUAUUGAUAUCAUGUGCCUUUUUUCCUAAAAUAUAAAUAAAAGAUUAUUUUUGCUCAAAAAUAUUAACUCUUCCGUCCAGUUUAUGAGCUAUUGUUGGUGGUUUAUCAAUACAAAAGUUUUAUGAGUAAUUAUAAGGCUUGAAUAGCUAUAAGAAAAUAUUGAAUACAUUACUAGGUGAUUCCGUCCAAUUGGCCUUGAAAAGUUAGGUGCUUAAUUUAUUAAAAUGUGGUAGGUUCCGUCCAGAGGUUGUGAACUAUUAUAUUUACUUUGACUUUUAGAAAAGAAAGUUUAUCUUGAUGGUUAGGAAAGAUAGAAAGUUUCUUAUUUAAAUUAUAUAGGUAUUUUUAUAUAUAAUACGUAUGGGUAGGAAACAAAGGAAGUUGCAGCUGCUUUAAUUUUUAAGGCAUGAUUAAAAGAAAUAAAUUAGGUAUAAUUCAAUCUAUAUUCACAUAUUUUGAAUUAUUUCCAUACUUAUUUGAAAUGAAAUAAUUUUAAUAACAGCAAAAUGUUUAAUUUUUUCAUAUUAGAUUGGAGAGUAUAUUUGUUUUCAUCAAUUUACUUCUUUGACAAUGCCUUGUCGUCAAAUCAUUCUUAACAACUUUUCUUCCACCAAAUAUUAUAUUGAACAUUGACCUUUUUGAUUUUUUAUGAAAAUUUUGUUGAACUUAUAAAUCUUCCAUCACAUUAAUGCUGGGAAAUAUUAUUAAACUUACC